Phalacrocorax carbo (great cormorant) is the source of this 953-nucleotide messenger RNA. The record is from RefSeq and is a predicted model, not a curated record. NCBI's taxonomy places the organism in Eukaryota, Metazoa, Chordata, Aves, Suliformes, Phalacrocoracidae.
CGCCCGGGGUAACGCCGGCCGGCUGCUGCCGAGCGCCGCGCCGGGCCGCGCCGCGGGGCCUGGGCCGCCGGGGCCUGCCCGGCGCUGGCGGUGCGAGAGCGGCGGGCGCGGGCCUUGCGGCGGGCCGGGGCGGCCGCCGCUGCCGGCGCCGGGCCUGAGGAGGCCGCCCUGGAGGGCGGGCGGCAGCUGAAGCCCGGACUGGCAGCACUACCGUGCCGCCGGCCCUCGCCUUCCCUUCUCGUGGGCUGUGACUUUCCAAUCUGUAGAGGGCGUUGCCGGUUUAGAAAACACCAUCCCAAGAAAGCAGGCUUUGUCACCGCAUGAGGACGAUGGUGCUUUGUUUUCUGAGCAGAACACUGCAACUAGCAAGACAUUCAUCCAGCCCACUGGGGAGACAGCUCUGUUCAGCCAGCACAAACAAGCCAGUGUUGACUUUAUUCACCAAGAAACCAUGCCCUCUAUGUGAUGAAGCAAAAGAAGUGCUUGAGCCGUAUAAGAGAAGGUUUAUUUUGCAGGAGGUGGAUAUUACCCUUCCAGAGAACUCAGCUUGGUAUGAUAAAUACAAAUAUGACAUACCUGUUUUUCAUUUAAAUGGGAAGUUCCUAAUGAAGCAUCAAGUAGACAUUCAGAAGUUUGAGGACCAACUUAUGAAGCUGGAGUCGCAAAAUGAUGGAAACCAGUGAAGAAAAUGCAGCUGCUCUGGUGUGGAUCUGAAUGGACUGUACAACAUAAAUUGUGUGAAGAAGCAAUAUUCAUUAUCUGGCCUUAUGUUUCUUAGAACGUAUGGUACCAGUGUCCUAAAAACCUUGAGUGACUUGUAUUCUAUUUUGUAUGAAUCAUCCAGCCCAACUGCACCAGCAGCAACCUUUUCUGUACCAUUAAUUUGCUGCUAUCCUAGGCUGGCUUUUCAUUGACAGAAUAAAUGCUGCUCCAUAACAGCAGAUAAAGUGAAA